Molecule: messenger RNA, 519 nt
Organism: Monosiga brevicollis MX1
Lineage: Eukaryota; Choanoflagellata; Craspedida; Salpingoecidae
Exons: 2
Coding region: 1-519 (172 amino acids)
Source: RefSeq, a predicted model, not a curated record
AUGCCCCAACCACUGUCAUCCAUCAGAGAUAGCCACCCCUACACCCUCAAGCCACAUCAGUGUGUGAGUGUGUGUGUGGUGGGCGUUUGUUCUCUCACUUUCGCCCCCGUGCGUGAGACAAGAGAGACACACAUAGCGCGAAGACAAAGCCAGAAACAGGAGACUCAGAGAGAGAGAGAGAGCAGAGAGAGAGAGAGAGAGAGAGAGAGAGAGAGAGAGAGAGAGAGCAGAGAGCACACACACAGAGAUGUAGCUUGUGCUUCAGCUUCUCCUGCUCUUCCUCCAAGAUCCCCCUUUGCCGCUGUGUGCCGUGUGAGCUGUGCCUGCUACCCCCCUUUCGCCCCUGCCCCUGCCCCUGCCUCGGCUUCUUUCUCUCUCUCCCUGCCCCUUCUCUCUCUCUCUCUGCCUCUCUCUCUGUGCCUCUCUCUGUCUCUCUCUGCCCUUCUGCCUCUUUCUGUGCUUCUGCUUGUCCUUCUGCCCUUCUCUCUCUCUCCUGUUGCCUCUCUCUUCUUCCUCUGA